UCAUUUUUUGGUUGAAAUCUAUCCAUACCUACUGCGAAGAUGACACUCCAGUUGUAACAAUAGCAACCCAUUCUGACGAAGUGAAAAAUAUGGAUGACAGAUCAAUUUAUGAUGAUUUGCUGGAGCUUUUGAAGAAUGAGCCUGUUCUGAAGAAACAUCUUGACCGAGAACGCUGCUUCCACAUUGGGUUUCCUAUGAAUGAUAACGAACCUAUGGAUAAAUUAACCUAUUUAGUAGAAUGUAUCGCUUCUAUCUCUUUGGAAGAUCGUUGGAGAGAGAACAUACCGAAGGAUUGGGCAUAUUGUGAAGUAGUUUUAAGACAGAACAAACAAAGUGGGAAAAAAUGCAUUUCACUUACAGACUUUAGAAAACAAGUUUCAAUAAAUAAAACUGGAAAAGAGAAGGAGACAUUUGAUGUGCUCCAGUUUUAUCAUGACAUUGGGGUAAUUCUGUAUUACAACGAAGAUCACUUGAAACAUAGCACAAUAACAGAUGUGCAGUGGUUUGUAGAUUGUUUUAAGUAUAUAAUAACAGAUCCAAAACAUGCCAGGGAUCUUGUUGAGAAUGACAAAGAUUGGAAAAACUUUUUUGGAAGUGGCUAUUUAUCUAGAGAGCUAUUAAAAGGGAUUUGGAAGAAAAAAAACAUUGUACCAAGAAAAUGCAACACUACCUUGAAGUAUAUGCAACGACUGGGGUUGCUUGCUAAGGGUAAAAAGGCGCACUAUGUCCCUUGCAUGAACAAAUUAGACUUUGAUAAAGAUCUGAAAGAUUAUAUCACAGAUUUGGAACAAAAAACCUCUGUUUUGGUUUUCAAUUUCCGGUUCCUGCCCUAUUUCUUUUAUUUCCGUCUCAUGGUAGCCUGUAUAGUCAGCACAGAGUGGACUGUUAUCGUAGAUAAUGGACAGAAGUGUUUGUUUAAAGAUAUUGCUUUAUUUACGUUUAAAGAACACAUGAUAGGUGUAGCUGUUACUACAUCAACAAUACAGGUCCAAAUAUAUAAACAAGGAAAUGGGCAGCUUAAUAGAGAGAUUACAAUGAAUAUUAAGCAAACGAUAGAAGAUGUCCUGGAAAACUUGACUAAAAUCUUUCACAAGGAAACUUUGUAUGACAUCGGCUAUCAAUGUUCAAAGCAAUACAUACUUGAGGAAAAUGCCACUAGCUUUAUUCUGGAAAAAGAUUUGGUUGGUGGAGGCGAAUUCAAUUGUCCCAAUCAUGGGUUCAAAAAUCAUCAUGUAAUCAACAAAAAUGAUCUGCUUCGCUUUUGGAAAUAUGGCGAAGGGACAAAUCUUCAUGACAAAGAGAUGCAUGUGCCAGAGAAACUUCAUAGGAGUUUAAUUGCUGACUUGGUGAACAACUAUCUUGAUGCGUCUGUGGAUAAUGGGCAUGUUUUCAGAACGUGGAAACAACAGUUUAGGAUCCUAUACUCGGCACCAAGGUAUCACUCAACCACUGUUGAUGAAGAUUUCAAUACACUUGAAAAGGACGGAAGGCUUUCAUUGAAUAAUUAUGAGACCUUAAAGGAAAUACUAAAAAAUGUAGAUCACCGCGCCCUGCAAAGAAUUAAACAACAUGAAGAAGAACUGAAGAAAACAUUGUGAAGGCAAAAGUCUAUCUUUGUUCGUUCUUCCGAACUAAAUUUUAUGGCAAUCAAUUUCUCCCUGUUGAACUAUAAACAGUAUUAAAUUAUUGUAGCGGCAAAAGAAACACAUUGACUCCUAUUUUUUGAUUUGAUUUUUAAUUAAGGACAGAGGAUACAAACAAUUUUUUUGUUUGGAAGAGACUUAAUAACCUGUCAGAAGUGUAGAAAAAUGGAUAAUUUUUAGAAUUUUUUAUCCAAAGAACUGGGAAAUGAAAUAGACUUGGAAAAUAUUAGUAAUAUUUCAAUGAAAAAAAAAACCAGAAGUCUCUGUCAAGACUGAAGCUCUACUGGUUUGUACUUAUAGCAAAGGAAGAGAAAAGUACUUAAGCAGUUGCAAUUUGAAACUUUACAACAACAAUAAAUUGAAUAAUGAUCCUUGAUUAUAAGUCUCCUAUGUUCUUAGUGUAGUCUACUUGCAUGCCACAUUAUAUAUUAAAAUCAGACUAAAACUGUAUUUGGAGCAGCCUUUUGAGAGUAUUUAACAGACAUUUCUAUUUUUAAUAACCACAGCAACACCUUUCAUCGAAAUCAAAAACCGAUACACAGAAUUAUGUAUCUUAGUGUAGUCUUCUUGUGUGCCAAGUUAUAUUGAAAUCAGACCAAAACUGUAGGAGGAGUAGCAUUUUGAAAGAAUUUCACAGAAAUUUCUAUUUUUAGUAACCACGGCAACACCCUCCAUCAAAAUCAAAAACCGAUACAUAGAAUUAUGUAUCUUAGUGUAGUCUACUUGUGUGCCAAGUUAUAUUGAAAUCAGACCAAAACUGUAGAAGAAGUAGCAUUUAAAAAAAAUGUUUACAGACAGACGGACAGACAGACAGACGGACGGACGACGGACGCAUUACUAUCGCAUAAGCUCUUCUGGUUUCUGACCAGUAGAGCUAAAAAUAGACAAAUCGCACUAAGUAAAGGUUUACAAGUGAAAACAAAUUUCAGAAUAUGUUAUCUUAGUGCUAAAAGAGCAAUAUAAACCUUAGAAAAAUAUACCAAGCCAGGUGAUUUUUAAGAAGAAAAACAAAAUGACAAAAAUUAAUCAAUAUAAUAUAAGCUAAUUUUUACUAUUUUGCUUUUCCUGAUAAAAUUUGCCUGGCUUGGUACACUUUUCUAAAGAUUAUAUUGCACUUUUAGCUCCAAUGUAACAUAUUCUAAAAUUCAUUUCCAUACGUAAACCUUUACUGAGUGUGUUUUAUCCACAUUUAUAAUUUUAUUGAAAUAUUACUAAAAUUCUCCAAGUCUAUUUCAUUUGCCAGUUUUUUGAAGAAAACAUUCUAAGAAUUAUCCACUUUUCUAAACAUGACACAUGAUAUUAAGUCUUCUCCAAAGAAAAUAUUUGUUUGUAUCAUCUGUCCUCAAGCUAUGUAUGUAGAAAUUUUUAAAUAUACACUUCACAAAAAAAGUUAAAGACUUGAAAUAUCAGGAACCAACCUCGUUAAAAGAAAAUUGAAUCAGACGUACAUGUACAUGUGUUUCUUGCGAAUCAACUUUUUAACUAACUUCAUUUAUAUAGAUGAGUAAACAAAUUCUAUGAAGAAUAGUAAAGGGUGAACUGGCACAACCAUUAUCGCUAAAGUCAUCAGUUGCAU
Saccostrea cuccullata (small rock oyster) is the source of this 3219-nucleotide messenger RNA. RefSeq lists its product as uncharacterized. The record is from RefSeq and is a predicted model, not a curated record. Bases 90 to 1598 code for a protein of 502 amino acids. The transcript has 3 exons. NCBI's taxonomy places the organism in Eukaryota, Metazoa, Mollusca, Bivalvia, Ostreida, Ostreidae.